Messenger RNA from Lachnellula hyalina, 642 nucleotides. RefSeq names its product H/ACA ribonucleoprotein complex subunit (gene GAR1). The record is from RefSeq and is a predicted model, not a curated record. Lineage: Eukaryota; Fungi; Ascomycota; Leotiomycetes; Helotiales; Lachnaceae. Gene Ontology annotation, biological process: ribosome biogenesis; snoRNA guided rRNA pseudouridine synthesis. Gene Ontology annotation, cellular component: box H/ACA snoRNP complex. The transcript has 3 exons. The coding region runs from base 1 to 642 and encodes 213 amino acids. Gene Ontology annotation, molecular function: box H/ACA snoRNA binding.
AUGUCUUUCCGAGGAGCACCAAGAGGUCGCGGAACCGGCGCAAACUUUGGAGGAGGCGGAAGUAGAGGAGGAUUUGGUGGCCGUGGAGGUGCAAGGGGUGGUGGUUUUGGAGGCAGAGACAACGGACCGCCAGAUACCGUUCAACCUAUGGGAUCCUUUUUACACUCCUGUGAAGGGGAAAUCAUCUGCGAAUCAAUCAACACCAAGAUUCCAUAUUUCAAUGCGCCGAUUUAUCUUGAAAACAAGACAUCCAUUGGCAAAGUCGACGAGAUCCUUGGGCCCAUCAAUCAGGUGUAUUUUACCAUCAAACCGACUGAAGGCAUCCAAGCAACUUCGUUCAAAUCCGGAGACAAGUUCUACAUUGGUGGAGAUAAGUUGCUUCCACUUGAGAAGUUCCUUCCAAAACCCAAGCCCCCACCAGGAGCACCAAAGCCUAAGCGCGCAGGCGGCGCACGAGGUAGAGGAGCACCUAUGAGAGGAGGACGUGGGGGUGCAAGAGGAGCGCCAAGAGGACGCGGAGGCUUCAGCGCUGGUGGACGAGGUGGUCGCGGAGGCAGCGGGUUCUCAAGAGGCGGAAGCGGGGGUUUCACACCCAGAGGCAGAGGUGGUGGACGAGGUGGCUUUUCUCGCGGACGUGGUUGA